This is a messenger RNA of Durusdinium trenchii, 2667 nucleotides long. NCBI's taxonomy places the organism in Eukaryota, Dinophyceae, Suessiales, Symbiodiniaceae. The record is from the annotation of a GenBank genome assembly.
AUGAACCUUUGCCGACACGCAGCGCAGAUCUGUCUAUCUCAAGCUCCUUGCUGCAUCACAUUUGAUACCAUGGCCCAGGCUGCUGCCGUCGGAGCCCUUCUCGGUGCCAGCACCGCCUUCUUGGCACCCAGUGCCGCCCCUGCCCCUGCGCCUGCCCUCCGUGGUGCCCCUCACAGCUCCCGCGACUCCACCGGCCCUGGCCUUGCCGGUGCUGCAGGUGUUGGUGCGGCAGCACUGGGGCUGGGACUGCUGGCAGCCCGUCCGGCGGCUACCGCGUGCCGCGCGGCCGCGGUGAAGAAGAAGGGCGUGAAGGUGGUGCACGGCAAGGAGAUCCCAUGGAACCUCUUCUCCCCAAAGGCGCCUUACCAGGGAAAGGUGCUUGAGAAUGACGUGCAUAAACAGACCUUGACCGAACCCACUGGCGAUGCCAACUGGGAGACGACCCAUGUGACCUUCGACCAUGGAGGCAAGGUUCCUUACAUCGAGGGCCAGUCCAUUGGUGUCAUUGCGCCGGGACCUGACAAGAAGGGCGAGCAACCUGCCAAGAUCCGCCUCUACUCGAUCGCCUCCUCCGCUGUGGGCGAUGAUCAGACCUCCAAGACAGUCUCCCUGUGCGUGAAGCGUGUGGUCGAGGUGGAUGGCAAGUUCGCCAACCGUCAGAAAGGUGAGGACAAGCCUGAUAAGGCGGGCACCGCCUACCCCGAGAACCAGGUCUACCGCGGCGUCUGCUCCAACCACAUCUGUGACAUGACCCCAGGCGAUGAAGUCUUGAUCACUGGCCCCACGGGUGCAGAGAUGCUGCUGCCAGAGGACCCCGAGGCAAACAUCAUCAUGUUGGCCACUGGUACUGGCAUCGCACCCAUGCGCUCGUAUUUGAGGUUGCUCUUCCACGACAAGGCUGGUGCAAGCAGCGAUGGCGGCCGCAAGUUCAAGGGCAAAGCGUGGCUCUUCAUGGGUGUGCCAUAUUCCAAGUCCUUGCUCUACGAUGACGAGCAUCAGACCUACAAGAAGGCCUUCCCGGACCAGUUCCGCUACGACUACGCCGUCAGCCGCGAGCAGAAGAACGCUGCGGGACAGAAGAUGUACAUCCAGACCAAGAUGGCCGAGUAUGCCGAAGAGCUUUGGGAGAUGAUGCAGGAUGAGAAGACUCAUGUCUACAUGUGUGGCUUGAAGGGCAUGGAGAGCGGCAUGGCGGAGUGCUUCGGCCCCAUUGCCGAGAAGAACGGCCUUGUUUGGGCCGAGUUUGCCAAGGCCAUGAAGACGCUUGGCAUGGAGAGUGGCAUGGCGGAGUGCUUCGGCCCCAUUGCCGAGAAGAACGGCCUCGUGUGGACUGAGUUUGCCAAAGCCAUGAAGAUGCUUGGCCUACCCUGGCCCUGGACCCCAGCUCAGCAUGCGCUAGGCUGCGAGGCGGCGCUAGGUUGGAAGGUCACACGCACCAGUUAUGCCAUGCCGGGAGAGGUUUCGGCCGGGCAACGCUUGAGGCGCCAACUGAGGGCGGCGCAGCAACAUUCAGAGGCGAUGCGAAGAGAUGCUGCGGAUCUGCCGCUGCCAUGGCACUUCGCCGACACGCUGAACUCCUCGCUCCAUGCGAAGUUCUUUGUGCUGCGGCCGCCCCGCGAGCUCCGGCGCCUGCAGGGCCAAGACUUCGAGUGCGAAUACUUUGGGCACAUGUAUAGCUUUGAAUUCAUGUACCCGGACUUCUUUGAGCUGAACGGUCAAUUCCUGGCCGCCACGCCGGAAGAAGCGGACUUCGUGGUGUUGGAGCACUGUGUGACCUAUGCGUACCAUGUGCUUCGUUAUGGUGCUGGCUACAACACUGUGAAGCUGACUUGGGAAGCUUUGCGUAUUGUCCAGGAGUCAUACUUGUUGCCUAUCAUCCAUUGGGCUGAGAGCACUCCAGCAUAUCAGAAGUUCCAGGGCAGGAACUUCGUCAUCGUGUUUGCCAUGGACAAGGGCCGUGCGGACUAUCCCAUCGCCUCCAGAGCGACUCAACACUGGCAUGCCAUCACUACAGUGGGCAAUGGCACGACUUGGAUGAAGAGGCACGAGCCCUACCUGCUCCUCGAGUCGACGGCGCCGGACCCCUGCCGCGGCCGCAGCAGCACCUCGAAGAGGCGUUUGAUCUACUAUGAACAGGACGUGGUGGCUCCAGUCCCCACAGGCUUUGAGUGGACAGAGGCCUCCGAGCAGGUGGAGGAUCGGCACUUGCUUCUCUUUUAUGCGGCCUCGCCGAACUCCUGCAUCCGCCGCCACAUCAGCCGAGAGCUGGCAGAGUCUGCAGAUGCUGAGGUACUGGUGAUUCCAAAGCCAAUCCCAAAGAAACCUUGGAGCGACUUCCUUUACCGCUCGAAGUUUUGCUUCGUGCCGGACGGUUUCUCAUCUAUCUCAGCCAGGCUGUAUGAGGUCUUGCUGCACGGCUGUGUGCCGGUGCUUCUCACACAUGCUUUUCACCCGCCCUUUGAGCGGCUGGUGGAUUGGCGGCGCCUGGCCAUCUUCUUGCGGAACAGCGAGGUGGCCGAGGCCCCUGCCAUUCUGAGGAAUAUCAGCGAGGAGGACUACCUGGCGAUGCAUCGGGAAGUGGUCCGUGCUCGUCGCUUAUUGAACGUGCAUGACAUGCCCUUUUGGAUCGCAACCAACCUGGACCUGCAGCUCCGGCGUCGCACCUGA